Messenger RNA from Aplosporella prunicola CBS 121167, 250 nucleotides. RefSeq lists its product as uncharacterized. NCBI's taxonomy places the organism in Eukaryota, Fungi, Ascomycota, Dothideomycetes, Botryosphaeriales, Aplosporellaceae. The record is from RefSeq and is a predicted model, not a curated record. The coding region runs from base 7 to 231 and encodes 74 amino acids. The transcript has a single exon.
UAGGCCAUGCGGCCAGCCCUCCCCGUCUUUGUCCCAGCGAGCACUGCACUCGGCAACGCCAGCGUGCCCUUCGACGCCGGCGUCCUGCACACUGAAAUGCACCCUGCGGUAGCGAUCAAACGGGCGCAAGUUGACCGUGCUCUCCAGGCCGAGAAAGCGCAAGCAGUCGGCAGGGGCGGCGCAAGAAGAGUUAGCCGGGGCCGCGGCCGCGGCCAUGGUAGCGGGUGUUAGAAGCGCGAGGAGCGUGGGG